Macadamia integrifolia is the source of this 2667-nucleotide messenger RNA. Its product is annotated as pentatricopeptide repeat-containing protein At5g15340, mitochondrial. Gene Ontology annotation, biological process: RNA modification. Lineage: Eukaryota; Viridiplantae; Streptophyta; Magnoliopsida; Proteales; Proteaceae. The transcript has a single exon. Bases 104 to 2002 code for a protein of 632 amino acids. Gene Ontology annotation, molecular function: zinc ion binding; RNA binding; protein binding. The record is from RefSeq and is a predicted model, not a curated record.
UCAAGUCUUGAAUAUAAACUCGGGACGAGGUCGAGGCCCCAUAACUGACUGGUUUCAGUUGUAGAUGACGAUAUUGAUGAUAAAGAACACGAUGAGAUGAGUCAUGAGAUGGCCGGCCGAUGGUAUCUGCGCUUCUCUCCCCCACCACUACCGCUCCCUCCUGAGGGUAUGCGCCCGAGGCGCCUUCCUCGAGGAGGGCCAGAAGCUUCACACCGCUCUCCUCAAGAAUGGCCUCGCCGACCCUCCCGACUCCUUCAUCCACAAUGCUCUCCUCCACAUGUACGCCGCGUGCGGCUGCACCUCUUCCGCUGCCCGAUUGUUCGAUCAGAUUCCCUGCACACACCGAGACAUCGUCGACUGGACCACUUUGAUGAGAUGCUACGGUCGCCACGGCCUUCCACGCCAUGCCCUCCUUCUCUUCCGUGCUAUGCGAGUUGAAGGUGUACGUCCUGAUGAGGUAACUCUGCUCUGCCUCUUCAACGCCUGUUCCCGUCUCGGGGAUAUUGUGGUUGGAGCGCAUGGGCAUCUCUGUAUGAUCAAAAACGGGCUGCCUUUCACGGUCACUGCCAGUAACGCAGCCAUGGACAUGUACGCCAAGUGCGGUCGGAUGUGCGACGCAAGACGUGUCUUUGAGGAGAUGACGGAGCGGUCCGUUGUCUCUUGGACUGUAAUUCUCUCCGGUGCAUUGAAAUGGGAGGGAUUAGAGAACGGGAGUCGGAUAUUCUAUGAAAUGCCGGAGAGGAAUGAGGUUGGCUGGACCGUCAUGAUCGCAGGCUUCUUGGAGAGAGGAUUCCGAAAGGAAGCCUCUGUUUUGAUUGGAACAAUGCUGUCUUCUUCAUGCUCGAUGCUCAACCAUGUCACUCUCUGCUCUAUCCUCUCCGCCUGCUCGCUUUCUGGGGAUCUAACUGUUGGGGAAUGGGUGCAUGCGUACGUCAGGAAGACAAUGGGGAAUGACCUGCAUCUCAUGGUAGGAACAGGUUUGGUUGAUAUGUAUGCUAAAUGUGGUAGGAUCGAUACCGCGAGCCAAGUGUUUGAGAAUAUGUCUUACAGAAACGUUGUAGCUUGGAAUGCCAUGCUAAAUGGUCUCGCCAUGCAUGGAAGAGGCGAGGCUGUGUUAAGCCUCUUUCCUCGGAUGAUCUCGGAGGCCCAGCCAGAUGAUAUAACAUUUGUGUCCAUCUUAAGUGCGUGCAGCCACUCGGGUAUGGUGGAUCAGGGUUGCCGCUACUUCUGUGACCUUGUACCUGUCUACUGCAUCGAGCCUAAGGUGGAGCACUAUGCUUGUAUGGUCGAUCUAUUGGGUCGGGCAGGUCGGUUGGAAGAUGCUUUGGUUCUGGUGAGAGAGAUGCCCAUUCCGCCUAAUGAAGUUGUUCUUGGAUCUCUCCUAGCAUCCUGCAGUCUCCAUGGCAAGCUCCAACUAGGGGAGCACCUUCUAAAAGAACUGAUUCAGAUUGAUCCCUUCAAUGUUGAUUAUCAUGUGUUGCUGUCCAACAUGUAUACACUGGCUGGAAGGUGUGACAAAGCUGAUUUCCUUCGCCAAGUUUUCAAAAAAAGGGGAAUUAGAAAGGUGCCUGGCAUAAGCUCUAUACAUGUGAAUGGUCAAGUUCAUCAAUUUAGUUCAGGGGACAAGUCACAUCCUCGAACGCAAGAGAUCUAUGCCAUGUUGGACGUGAUGAUUCUAAAAUUGAGGUUGGCAGGUUAUGUCCCUGAUACUGCUUCCCAGACAUUCUCUGUUUCUGCAAGCCAGAUCAAUGAUGCAGAUGAGCAAGAGGAGAAGGAACAAGCACUCUUCUCUCACAGUGAGAAGCUGGCUAUCGCAUUUGCACUUAUAAGCACAAAACCCGGAAUGACCCUCCGCAUCUUUAAGAACUUGAGAAUAUGCCAGGAUUGCCAUGCUGCAAUUAAACUUAUUUCUAGUGUUUACAACCGGGAAAUAAUCAUCAGAGAUCGUUUCCGUUUCCAUUCCUUCAAACAAGGUUCAUGUUCUUGCUCUGACUACUGGUGAUCAUCCUCAAAUCUGAUUUAUCAGUACUUAAGUUACCUUAGUAUCGAAAUACUUGGCUGUAAGAAUUUGUGGCGACUCAGAAUUUUAGAAUGACACACAAAGAUGGGUGCAAGUGAAUUAUAUAUGCAAGUUAUGUACAGGGAUCAAUUUAUCCUUAUGAAGGUUUUGUUUUAGUGUAGUUGGCUGAUAUUAGGAUUAUUUAUGGGGAGGAGCAGUGGUGAUAAGCAAGAAGCCAACUCCUCAGAAUGCUUGAUAAUUAGGUUUUAUCACCAAUACCUGUUACUGCUGCAUGUGAUGCAGUAGCAAGAUUCUAUAUGGUAUUGAUGAUUUCCAAGAGGGCGAUAGAAGAGGUAGGGAUGUCUCCGGCCAUUACUCAUGAAGGCUUCUUCGGAUGUUGUUGUCAUGGUGGACAUUGGGAUCGUCUCUUUGAUCACAAAGCUGCAGUAUUCUAUGGGACAUUUUCGUGUUGAAAGUUUUCUGGACAGUGAGCAGUGAUUGACCUUCACUAUUUCCACCAAAUCCUUGCUGUUUCUCAGGCAUGUAGUUAAGAAUUCUUACUAGUUCAUAGUUGAUGCAUCUGAAGGUUCCCCUUUGUAGUGAAUGGUGCCAUAGUUGUCCAUUUUAAUCUCUUUAAUCAACCAGAUCAAACACUUGCCGCCUGGUUA